Messenger RNA from Ruditapes philippinarum (Manila clam), 9945 nucleotides. RefSeq lists its product as uncharacterized. Gene Ontology annotation, molecular function: protein binding. The coding region runs from base 359 to 5866 and encodes 1835 amino acids. Lineage: Eukaryota; Metazoa; Mollusca; Bivalvia; Venerida; Veneridae. The record is from RefSeq and is a predicted model, not a curated record. The transcript is spliced from 22 exons.
GGAAGAUCAGUGUUUUUCAUUAUAUGUGUGUAGUAAAAACUUAACAUCAUGAAACAUCUUCUAAUGGGUGUCUUCCAAGUUUGUUCAAAUAAAAGCCCUGGGGUUUAUACUGGACCCGCUCCGGGGGGCCUAUAUACAGGUGAGCGAUCUCAGGGCCAUCAUGUGGCCCUCUUGUUUUACAUACAAACAUCAAACAUGUAUAUAUAUAAUGUCACUGCAUGCAAAGAGAUUGGAAUUAUAAGUAGAUAAAAUACCAACAUUCAAAUUUGAAUUGAAACAUUUCAGACAGAUGGAAUGAUAAUUAAUUCUUUGUUGUUGAAGAGUAUGGGUUAAUUGAAACAAAACAACAAAGCACAACAUGUCAAGAGGGAAGGAAGAUGUUGUGUCUAACAGACCAGUGGGAAGUGAUAUGGUUGAGGCAGUGUUUUCAGGAAUGCUUGACAAGUUGCCUGAUAAAGAGUCUUCAGUUGUACGGAUAUUUCUCAGCUCUACUUUUACUGAUAUGCAAGCUGAGAGGAACUGGUUGAUGAAGAAUGCUUUCCCACAACUGAGACAGUUUUGUCAAGAGAGAGGUCUUGAUUUUCAGAUUGCAGACAUGCGUUGGGGAGUACGUGAAGAUGCUUUAGAUGAUCACAAAACCACUGAACUAUGCCUACAUGAAAUAAAAAAUUGUCAGAGGAUUUCAAGAGGACCAAAUUUUGUGGCAUUUCUUGGUGACAAGUAUGGAUUUAGACCUAUACCUUCAGAGAUAGAGACCUCAGAGUUCAAACUCCUGAAAAAUGCAGCCAUGAAACUCGGGCAUGAUAUUGGCCUCCUGCUCACCUGGUACCUUUGUGACUAUAACAGGGAACCAGACAUGUAUACACUGCAGCCAAUCAGCACUCAGUAUCCACAAUAUUUUGAUCUGACACCAGCCAAUUCUGGUGCCAGGCAGCAGGCACAGAGAGAAUGGUGGGGUAUAGUAGAUAAAUUAAGUACUCUUCUACAAGAAUCUGCUGGUCGUUUAUAUCAGGAAGGCAAGAUUUCUGAGCAAAACAAACACAAAUAUUUUCAGUCUGUUACAGAAAGUGAGGUGUAUUCUGGGAUAUUGUCAGUAGAUGAUAUAGAAGACAAAGUGCUGUGUUUCGAAAGAACUUUCAUUGACUUGAACCUGAAGGACAGUUUAGCAAUUCGGUUCACUGAUAUGAUAGAGGGUGCCAGGGACCAUGAAGCAGACGAGUUACGUGAAAAUCUACGCAUGAAGAAAAUUCCCGCCAAAAUGAGCCCUGCUAGUCUGUACAGAUAUAACUUACAAUGGGAUAGAAUUGGUGUAAAUAUAUACAAGAAUCAAGAACAUAUCAGUUACAUUCAACAGUUUGGGAGUGACUUCAUUACUAACAUACAGAAGAUGAUUACAACUUCUACACAAGUAGACACAUCCUCUGGUUAUCGAUCCCCACUCUUUGAAGAAGUGUUACAUCAUCUUCAUUUCUGCUUGACCAAAUGCGAAUAUUUCUGUGGCAGAGAAAACAUGUUAAAGAACAUUCAUCAAAAGAUUAAAAUUCUACACAAAGAGGACAAAGUAAAUGAGGGAAAUGAGAAAGACAUGGAUACAAAUGAAGAUGAAGAUGUAAUGAAAGAGAAUGAGAGCGCUGAAAGAAAAGAAAUGCAAGCAAAUACGAGUGAGCUUGGUGUGAAAUUAACUAUGGGCGAUGUACUCAAUGACCUUGAAUCUGAUCCAAAUUUCAAUCUUCGAGACAAACUGACCAGACUACCGGAGAUAACAGAAUACUCCAAACCUCUAAUUGUGCAUGGAAAGUCAGGCUCUGGGAAAACUGCACUUAUGGCAAAAGCAGCAGAAAUGACAAAAACAUGGUUUCCUAAAUCUGUUUUAAUGAUACGCUUUCUUGGCACAUCAACAAUGUCUACCACCAUCAGAGGAGUGAUUGCAAGUCUUUGCUCUCAGAUAUGCGAGAUAUAUAAUAUACAGAAACAUACAGGAAUAGAUAUUGAGUCAGAUUACCAGUUCCUUGUGCAAUACUUUGUAGCUCUUUUAUGGAAAAUUGAUACAAAAGAGAAAGAUCUGGUGAUUAUUUUGGAUUCUAUAGAUCAGCUUAGCCAAACAGAUCAUGCCCAUAUGUUUAACUGGCUACCUCACAGACUUCCGGCCAAUGUACACAUGAUUCUAUCUGUGGUUAGCGACAGACUUGAUAUCCUUAACAACGUGCGUCUGCUGUUUUCUGAUCCGGAGCAAUACGUGGAAAUCACUCCGCUUGAAAGUGAAGUUGCUACUGACAUUAUCACAACUUUCUGCAACAAAGCACAGCGUCAUCUAUCGAAAAAGCAGAAAAAUCUAAUUUUAGAUCAUUUUGCUAAAAAUGGCCAACCUUUGUAUCUGAAGUUGUUGGUUGACAUGUCUUUAUCAUGGAAGUCUUAUACUCAGGUUGAUGAAACUGCACUUGGAGUGACAGUAAAAGAGGCAAUAAACCAUCUGUUUGACAACUUAGAAAAGAAUCAUGGUGCAGAAAUUGUUAAGAAAAGCAUGGGAUAUCUGUGUGCAGCAAAGGAUGGUCUGACUGAGGCAGAGAUGGAAGAUCUACUCUCAUUGGAUGAUGAGGUUCUACAAGAUACAUACAUCUAUCACCUACCACCAGAUCCGGAAGUUAUACGUCUGCCACCGUUGCUAUGGAGACGUGUAGAGUAUGAUAUCAGUGAAUAUGUUGUGGAGCGUCAGUCAGGUGCGAAGACAGUUGUCACCUGGUAUCAUAGACAGUUUGAUGAAGCGACUACAGAGAGAUAUUUGACAGAAGAUGUUAGGAAAAGAUUUCAUCAAGGAUUAGCUGAAUAUUUUCAGGGUAUCUGGAGUGACAAGUGUAAACCUUUGCAGCUGACAAAAGGUAAGAAAGGCAGUUACCCUGUUGCUAUGAGACAGGUCCCAGCUCAGCCAAUCAAGUUUGGUCCCAACUUAUAUAACACCCGCAAGCUCAAUGAACUGCCAUACCAACUUAUACACAGUGAUCAGUUACAGAAAGCACUCGCUGACCUUUUCAUUGACCCUGAUUGGCUGUAUGCCAAAUGUUGUACAAUGACCUUGACCUCAUUAAUGGAGGAUUUCAGACUAGCAGAAGAGAAAUGUGUGGUAAAUAUAGACAGGAGGAAAGUAGAAAUGUUGACAGCACAGAAAGACGGGAAAAGAGAGGAUCCCAGUGAAGUUGCUAGGCUAAAAAUUGAUGAAGAGGUUUUUCAAGCUAUCAAACUUGUGACCAGGAUGGUCCUUCUUGCUGCUGAUAAUAUUAGGAAAGAUCCUGUCAAUUUGCCUCUUAUGUUGUUGUCGCAGCUAGGACCAGACUAUAGAGGCAGUGUAUAUAUUGAGAAACUAGUGCAGGGCUGUGAGAAAUGGUGUAAAGAAAGCAGUUUUCCAUUACUUGUACCUAGCAGGGAGUGUAUGAUGAGACCUGAAGGAAAUCUUCUCUAUACCAUCAAUGUUGAUGUGGCCACUACAGGAGAGACAAGAGAUAAAUAUUAUAACGGUACCUAUCUACGUGAAGACACCAUGCAGUUGUAUGUUGUCACACAACAUGGUGCGAAGCCUGAUCAGAUUUGUAUAUUUGAUCUCCAUGACAACGGUUCUUGUAUAACAACAGAUGAUGUCAAUGUAUAUUUGAGAAACGUCAAAUUUGUUGGAGAGAAUAGGUAUUUACUACUUGAUGUGUACACAAAAAAGGAUCCAUAUGAUCCAGAAUCUGAGGAAAGGUUGUAUGAAUCAUCAUCUGCCACACCAGUGACCUUUGACCCCAAACCAAACUGUAUUGCAGUGUCCAACAGCGGUAGGAUUAUAGCAUGUUCAACAGGAAAUGAGAUAACUUUAUACAAAAGAGAUAAGAACUCCAAACUUCAAUCAUUCUUUACUGCCAAGCUUCAUGAAAAAGAUGUGACUGCAAUGAUUAUGUCCCCUGAUGAAAAUUUCCUUGUAUCAACAGAUAAAGUGGAAUCAACAUAUUUUGGUGGUGGGAAAGACAGUACCAUUUGUGUAUUUGACUUGAAAACAAAGAAAAAAAUGUAUGACAUAGACACUUCAAUAGAUGUUAAUAGGUGCACAUUGAUUACUGGUAAAAAUCUUCUUGUUACAAAAAAAUCGGGCUACAAGCUGGGAGGGACUCUUGUCAUUUAUGACCUGGUAGAAGGAAAGAUGAAGCAUGAGAUUGCCAUAAAUGAAACAUACAGUAUUGAAAGGUGGUUGCUCCAUCCGUCAGAAGAGUAUGUCUUUAUUUUCUACCAAGAUACUGGAGUUAUAAAUGGGAUAGAAAAUAAAUAUCCUGAAUUUGUAAACAUUGGUUCUGGAAGGAGGUGUGGGAAGUCUCCAGAAGUGUAUAAAGGUCCUCAUUCUGGAGGUCAGGUGUUCGGAUUUAAUGAUCUGUACUAUGCUAUUUGUUAUUGGAACGAUAAUAAAGUCACUAUUCUUUAUGCAGGUCAAGUGAUUAAACCCCUUGAUGAUGCUGUUGUUAUACACAUUCUGAUUGGUCACAAUCAGCCAAUCACAGAAAUGAUUAUUCCCAGCAGUUUGGACAUAAUGCUUACUGUCUCAAGGGAUAAUACAGUUAAAGUUUGGGAUUUAAAAUCCAUUUUAGGACAGUUUCACUCAGAGUUGUCUACCAUAGAACAAAAGCUGGCUACCAGCUCACCCAAUAGUUUCAUUCAGGGUUUACCAAAUCAUAUAGGUGAGGAGGAGAAAUCAGUGGACCUUGUUGAGGUAGUCGCUCAUUACAAAUAUGAAGAUAUUGACAGCAGACCUGUGACUACGUGUCUUGCUUUCAACAGGUUUGGUGACAGUUUGUAUGUAGGUACAGACAAUGGUAAAUUACAACUGUAUGAUGUAGAUAUGGCAGAGGUCAAGAUUUCUACUGACCUGGACAUUGGCUACAUACAGCGUAUGAAGUUAUCAAAAAAUGGUAGAUUUAUGAUAGUAGCAGGGAAAAAAAAAGUACACGUAGAGGAUUUGUUGUCUCAGAAUCAGUUGAAGUUAGAAGCUAGAGGGAAAAUUUCUUGUAUGGCAGAAAGCAACAACAAGCUAGUGGUAGGUUCAGCUGGUAUGGAGGCGAAAGGUCGUGUGUGGAACAUAGAAACUGGGGAGAUUAUCAAAGACUUUGAGCUGUUGUAUUCCUUCUACUGUGUGGCAAUAGAUAGUACAGGCACAUUUGUGGUAUCAAGUAUGUUUGACUUUCCUGUCAUAGUAAAUAUACUAGAUCCAGACAACAGUCCUGAAAUAGAUCCCAACAAGAUGGACACGAUGAUGACUGGAGCAGUAUGCUGUGAAAUCAGUCCAGAUGAUAAAUAUGCUGCAAUGAGUUCCACUGAUGGAGCCGUUCGUGUAGUAACAAUGGAUGGACACUAUACUUACCGCUUUCAACAAAAGUCGUCUGCUGUAGCCAUGGUGUUUUCUCCAGACAGUCAGGUUGUGUUGUCAUCUGGGUAUAGGUCUAUUUAUGUCUGGUCUAUGCUGGAUGGAUCAUGCAAGUUCAAGUUAACAAGACAUUUGGAUUUUGUGAACAACAUCAAGUUUGAUAGCUUGGGAAAGUUUAUUGUGACUGUAUCCCGGGAUAAACAACUGGUGUUAUGGGACUACAACAGACUUGUAUCAAUUGCUACAUUCCCAGCCAACUGUCAGAUCAACGCUGUAGAUCUAUGUCCUAAACUUGAAAGCAUUGCUUAUGUCCCAGAGGGUAUCUCCGAUGUUGCCAUUUUAAAACCCAAUCAAUCAUUGUGCAAUGUAAUGGCAGGGAAAACUAAGGCAGUGUCCUUGACUCCACAGGCACAGGCUGUGGUGCUGGCUUUUAGUAGUCAAAAAUCUAAGAAAGGGUCCAAAAGCAUAGCAUGCUGUUUAAGUUGAAUAUUUUCAUUUAAGUUUAUGUACAACACCUUCCACUUUUACUAAGUAUGCAUCAGCACUUUACAGCCAAAUUUUUAGUUAACAAAAGUGUUAAAGGAACUCUACUGAGGUCCAAAAUCUUAAAAACAUAAAAUUUUAAUUUCUUACAUAGAUCAGCUGGGGCAUUUAAAACAAAAAGACAUACUCAUCAUUGUGUUUUUUUGCUAUUCUUAUCCCGAUUUGAAUGUAAAGUGUAAUUUUUCACUAUGAUAGAAACAGAGUGGGCCAGAAAUCUGAAAUUUAGCACACAAGUUUUUUUGUCUAGACUUACAUCAAAUGGAGCAGUUUUAAAUAUUGAAAAGUUAUUUCCAGUCCCGCAUUUUAAAAAACCUCAGUGAAAUCCCUUUAACUUAUUAUAAGUAAAGUUGCAUAUUCAACUUAAUAUAUUAUAAUGCUGUCAACAAGACAUACCUUUAUAACAGUAAUCACUAAAAAAUCUCUGAAUAUGCUAAGUAAGGGAACUUCAAGUCAGGGUUAUUCAAAUGUUUUCACUUCUGUGACAAGACCAAAAUCUCUUCACAUUUAAGUGAGUGGCACUUUUUCAAAUAACUUUCCUACAUCUGUGUAGAUUGAAAUCAUGUUUGAAAUAAUAAAUUCUUUCAAGAUAUGAAAUUCUAAUCAUGUAAAUGAAGGUCUAACUUAUAGUAUGCCUUGUUCUCAGUUGAUACCUCAAAUAUAUGUUGUAGCAUAUCAGAACAGAUGUUAGUUUUGUUGUUGUGACUUACAAAUAACAAUAUUGCAGCAAGUUAUCAUUUUUGUUAUUUCACAAGUUGUUUUUAUAGUUUAACCUGUAGGACUCUUUAGUUUAAAAUAAGGCUACAUGAUCCAAUUGGAGGGUUGACCUCAAAACUGCAGUUCCUUGUAUGAAAUAAAGGACUUACAAUGGUUUUGCGAUCUACCCUCGAAUUAUAAUACUAUUAAUGUAAUAUAAUAAUAUAAUAUUAAUUUUUCACAGCCAUAAUAAUACAAUUAUAUAGCCAAUUGUUUGUUCUCUUGAUUUUUUAUCUUCCAUGACAUUUUUAAAGCCAUAUCAUUUUCAGUUAUUUUUCAGUGGAACAAGUAGCUAUUAGUACCCUAACCAGCAAGGUAUUGGGACUCUAGGUUUGCAGUCCAUUUGUCUGCCAAUCUACAAAAACAGGAUCUUUACAUUCUAUAUAUCUGUCAAUCUACAAAAAAUUGGAUCUUUACAUAAUUUUAAAAGUACUCAGAAUAUUUUCAUGAAACUUGAAGAUGGAUAGAGACUUAUAUUGAGAUUAUGCACAUUAUUUUUAUGUUGAAAAAAUUUGUUGCUGUGGCAAUAGACUUGAAAUAUUGUAUAAAUUAUGUUAUACUUUUAACUGUCUAAAGGUGUUCAAUUUAAACAUGCUUGAUUUUGAGAAACAAAAGGUCAGUGCCAAUGUUAUGUCCCAUAGUCCUAACCAUUGGUUUACAAAGUUAUUAAUCUGUUACUGAUAUCAAAAAUAUUCUAAAAUUGUACUUACCUUAUAAAGUAACAGCAUUUAAUCAAUUUUUUUAUAUAAAUGUAAAUUUAUAUUUUGAAAUACUUAAAGUUUUUAUCAAAAAACUUUAUUAAAAAACUUUAUUUGAUUUUUGGUUCUAUCUAGUGUUAGGAGACCUUUUUUUGAUAGAAGAUUUAUUGCUUGGCAAUAGUCUAACUUGUUUUACUUGAAGUAAUAAAUUGCUGAUUUGAAAUUCUUUACUCAGGGUUAAUGUAAAUUUGUCUUCAUUGUUGAAUUUUACUAUUUAGUAUAUGCUGUAAGAAUUAGUUGUAUUAGAUGUUAUAAAUUCAUUAUUUGUUAUUUUUUUCAUUAUUUCUUAAAGGACCUCCACUGAAGUCCAAAAGCCUAAAAACUUAAUUUGAAUUUCCUUAAUAGAUAAACUUGGGCACUUAACAGAGAAAAAUAUGCACACAAUUAUUAAGAAAUAUACUCAGAAGAAAAUUAAAACUAAUAUUUUGUGCCAUUCUUAGCCUUGUUUGAGAAAAAUGUGUUGCAGUCCUUUUCAAUUUUGGGUCAUUUUUCACAAUUUAAGAAUAAUUAUUCUGAGAAAACAGAGUGAGCGAUUGAUUUGAAAUUUUGCACACAUGUUAUUGAACCUAUAUCAAAUGGAGCAUUUACCUCAGAAAAAUUAUUUCCAAUCCCAACAUGUCCAAAAACCUCAGUGGAGUUCCUUUAACCCUUUACCUGCUGACAGCUAAUAGACCAAGAUCAGCCAGCACAUCACUGCCAUCUGAUCAUGGUCACCACAGGAAAGUUAUGUCCAGACUUAAAGAUGGACAAGUUUAUUAAAGAUAGCAUCUCAAGGCAAAUCUAUAUUCUGUCCAUCUAAUUUACUUAGUGUACUUGUUUUAUUUUUCUUAUAUAGUUUUAUGAUAAAUUGUUAUUUAUAGUGACUUAUGCCCUUUUUUACUUAGAUGUUUACAGAUGCUCAACUUUUUUGUCAUUGAUGAUCUCAUCUUUUGUUAGUCAUAUAAAUUUAUUUUAGAUUAUAUUUCUUAGAUUUUUAGCUCACAUGUGGUGAGCUUUUGUUAUCGCUUUUUGUUCGGCGUCCGUACUUUUACUCCUCAUAAACCGCUAAGCCAAUUUCAACCAAACUUCAUAGGAAUGUUCCUUUGGUAGUCAACCAAGAAUUUAAUUCCAAGCAGAACUCGCAACCGAAAGAAAAAAAAAAAAAUCUGCUUUUAGAAAACUGAAAAAGCUAGAGCUUAAAUAUUUGGCAUUAAACACCAUCUAGUCAGUGUCUACCAAGUUUGUUUAAAUAAAUGCUCUGGGGUCAAAAUUGGCCCCGCCCUGUGGGGGUCAUUGAUUGUCCUUAUUUGUAUAUAGUAAAAACUUAAAAUAUCUUCUUUUAAAAAAACAAUAUAGCUUGAGCUUAGAUAUUAAGCAUGAAACAUUUUCUAGUUGGUGUCUACCAAGUUUGUUCAAAUAAAUGCCCUAGGGUCAAAAUUGGCCCCGCCGGGGGGUCAUUGAUUUUCCUUUUUUGUAUAUAGUAAAAUCUUAAAAAAAUCUUCUUUUCAAAAACUAUAAUAGCUGCAGCUUAGAAAUCUUUUUUUAAAAACCCCAAAGAGUUAGAGCCAAGAUAUUUAGCAUACAACAUCUUCUAAUGGGUGUCUACCAAGUUUGUUCAAAUAAGGGCCCUUGGCUUAAAAUUGGCCCCACCCCAUAUUUUAUUUAUGUGUAUUGUAAAAACUUAAAAAGUCUUCUUAUAAAAAACCCAAAGAGCUAGAGUUAAGAUACUAAGCAUGAAAAAGCUUCUAGUGAGUGUCUACCAAGUUUGUUGAAAUGAAAGCCCUAGGGUCAAAAUUUGCCCCUCUCAGGGGGGUCUUUGUUUUACCCUAUAUGUAUAUAGCAAAAACUUUUAAAAUAUUCUUAUAAAAACCCUAAAGAGCUAGAACUUAGAUAUUUAUCACGAAACAUCUUCUCAUGGGUGUCUACCAAGUUUGUUCAAAUAAAAGCCCUUGGUUUUAAAUUGGCCUUGGCCCAGGGGCCUAUAUACAGGUGAGUGAUUUCAGUGCCAUCAUGGCCCUCUUGUUGUAACAAUUUAACUGCUUUUUUUUACAUUUUUUACAUUACAUACUAUAAUGGCAUUCUAUUUCCAUGUAAUUUUUGUAUUUAUGACUAAACAGUUUGGCAGAUACACAUGUACAUAUAUUUCAAGUCUUUUGUGUUCUUUUCUUGAUCUGUUAACUUUAAAUAUUAGAGGUUCUGCACAGGACAUAAAUAACAAGAGCCACCGCCGGGCGGGGGCAACGCUCGACUUUUUACUUUUUCUAAAUGCAAACAUAGAAAGGUUUGAACAUAUAUUAACGUUUCCUUUUUAUAAAUUUAGUUGGUCUGUCUUGUCACAUUAGUUUUGUUUAUAUAUUUUGUAUAUAUAUAUGAAUAGAAACAUUAAGCAUAUUUCUAAAAAUAGCAACAGUACGCAAUUUCUUAAAAUAGCAACAUGACGCAAUUUUUAAAAAUAAAAAAUGACGCAAUUUCUAAAAAUAGAAAAAAUGACGCAAUUUCUAAAAAUAAGAAAAAAUGACGCAAUUUCUAAAA